Messenger RNA from Castor canadensis (American beaver), 1389 nucleotides. The record is from RefSeq and is a predicted model, not a curated record. Lineage: Eukaryota; Metazoa; Chordata; Mammalia; Rodentia; Castoridae.
CCUGCGCAUGCGCGUCCCGACCCGUGGCUGUUUGGCCGUUUCCAUGGCUACGAAGCCCAUUGGCGUGGGAUGUGAGAGUGAGAAAAUGAAGCUCAAGAGCCUCUUGCUCCGAUAUUACCCGCCAGUCAUUGGUGUGCCAUAUUAGAUGCAAAUUUCCAAGAUACUGCUGAAUAGUAGGAAUUAUGCUGGAAUAUGAAAAAAGUGGAGAAUUAAAGACCAAAUCCAUAGAUUUGCUUGAGCUCAGUCCUAGUACUGAUGUCGGGGCGUUAGUGGAAGAGAUCCAGAAAGCAGAGCCUCUAAUCACAGCCUCGCGAACAGAGCAAGUGAAGCUUCUAGUGGAGAGACUGCAGGAGAAGCUUGGCCAGCACAGCAACCACACCUUCUACCUGUUCAAGGUUCUCAGAGCACAUAUAUUGCCGUUGACUAAUGUUGCCCUUAACAAAUCAGGCUCAUGCUUUAUCACAGGAAGCUAUGACCGGACAUGCAAGCUGUGGGACACCACGUCCGGAGAGGAGCUGUACACCCUGGAGGGUCACAAGAACGUGGUUUAUGCCAUAGCCUUCAACAAUCCUUACGGUGACAAAAUUGCCACUGGGUCCUUUGACAAGACUUGUAAAUUAUGGAGUGCAGAGACAGGAAAAUGUUACUAUACCUUCAGGGGCCACACAGCAGAAAUAGUGUGUUUAUCAUUUAACCCUCAAAGCACAGUGGUGGCUACUGGAAGUAUGGAUACAACGGCCAAAUUGUGGGACAUUCAGAAUGGAGAGGAAGUGUUCACUCUAACAGGUCAUUUGGCAGAAAUCAUUUCCUUGUCAUUUGAUACCUCGGGAAACAGAAUCAUCACAGGGUCCUUUGAUCACACAGUUGCAGUGUGGGAUGCUGGUACUGGGAGGAAGGUAUAUACCUUAAUUGGCCACCGUGCUGAGAUCAGCAGUGCCUUGUUCAAUUGGGAUUGUUCUCUAAUCUUGACAGGAUCCAUGGACAAGACCUGCAUGUUGUGGGACGCUACAAAUGGAAAAUGUGUGGCAACCUUGAUGGGCCAUGAUGAUGAAAUACUAGACAGCUGCUUUGAUUAUACAGGAAAGCUUAUUGCAACUGCUUCAGCUGAUGGAACAGCAAGAGUUUACUGUGCAUCUACAAGAAAAUGCAUCACUAAAUUGGAAGGCCAUGAAGGCGAAAUUUCAAAGAUUUCUUUCAACCCCCAAGGGAACCGUCUUCUGACUGGCAGCUCUGACAAGACAGCUAGGAUCUGGGAUGCUCAGACUGGGCAGUGCCUCCAGGUUCUCGAGGGGCACACUGAUGAAAUCUUUUCAUGUGCUUUCAACUAUAAAGGCAACAUAGUCAUUACAGGUAGCAAGGAUAAUACCUGCAGGAUAUGGUGUUGACUGA